Daktulosphaira vitifoliae (grape phylloxera) is the source of this 869-nucleotide messenger RNA. RefSeq lists its product as uncharacterized. The transcript is spliced from 2 exons. Lineage: Eukaryota; Metazoa; Arthropoda; Insecta; Hemiptera; Phylloxeridae. The record is from RefSeq and is a predicted model, not a curated record. Bases 51 to 818 code for a protein of 255 amino acids.
ACAGUUAAUUACUAUAUUAAUUCAGUAUUAAGUUUUUAAUACUAUAAAGAAUGAAAAUGAAGUUAAAUAAUUUUAUUGAGUUUGUUAUUAUGUUAUUUUUAUUUUCACUACAUAGUUUUGUUUUUUCGGUUGGCUUAGAUCAAAUUAUUCAGCUUAACAACAUCGUUGAACGAUUUUGUAUAAUGGAUUUCAAUUACAUUGUAUUUUUAAGUGAUAAUAAACAAUAUCCUUUUGAGAGUCUUUUUGAUAACGAUGAAUACAAAAAGUACAUUAUCGAAUGUAGAAAUGUUAAUGAAGAAAAAGAAAAAGUAUAUGCAUUAACACAACACUUUGGGGCGAAUAAUAAUAAUUACGAAGAAAAAUUAAAACUGAUUGCUGGUUUCCUAAUGUGUAAAUAUCUAGAACAAAUCAAAUUAAUUAAUCGUCUGUUAUUAUAUUUGGUCGAUGAAUAUCUUAGAAAUCUAAGUGAAAUUCUUUUGGUUGAAAAUUAUACAUUCUUAUUAGAUAAUUACGGAAUAGAUAUAAAACAUUUGUUACAAGUACUAGAAAAUGUGAAUAAACAUCAUAGUUAUAAAGGAAAUAUACUGGAAUAUAAGUACUCUAUAGAACAAUUGUUCAAUAAUAAACUCAAGUCUUCAAAAAAGAAAUGCAAAUUUUUAAAAAAAAUACCUCUUGAAAAUAAAUAUAAAUCAAUUUAUUUUGGACCAAAAUUUCAUUUAAACAAUUCUCCAAGCUAUGCCGACUUUUUGGCCGAAAUGAUUGAUUUAACCGUAAAAGAUAGUUUGCAAUAUAAUUAUUAUUUUACAAAAAAUAUAUGAAAGAUGAAAAUAAGAUAUAAAAAUUAUAAUUUUAUUGCGUAACUUAAAAUA